Messenger RNA from Phacochoerus africanus (Common warthog), 469 nucleotides. RefSeq names its product cytochrome c oxidase copper chaperone. Gene Ontology annotation, cellular component: mitochondrial intermembrane space. Gene Ontology annotation, molecular function: copper ion binding; copper chaperone activity. The transcript is spliced from 3 exons. Gene Ontology annotation, biological process: mitochondrial respiratory chain complex IV assembly. The coding region runs from base 141 to 332 and encodes 63 amino acids. The record is from RefSeq and is a predicted model, not a curated record. Lineage: Eukaryota; Metazoa; Chordata; Mammalia; Artiodactyla; Suidae.
UCCCAGUUCGUCAGAGUGAGAGGCAGGACUUCCUGUUCUGUUUUGGAGCGGCUGCCGGAAAUAACUGAGGGCGAAUCGGCGUGUCCGGAGGCCGGUAGAGUUUGGGGUGGCAGUGCUAAUUGCAGCUUUCGGCGCGAAAAAUGCCGGGUCUGGCGGCCGCAAUCCCUGCCCCGCCUGAAUCGCAGGAGAAGAAGCCGCUGAAGCCCUGCUGCGCCUGCCCGGAGACCAAGAAGGCGCGCGAUGCGUGCAUCAUUGAAAAAGGAGAAGAGCACUGUGGACACCUAAUUGAGGCCCACAAGGAGUGCAUGAGAGCCCUGGGAUUUAAGAUAUGAAAUGGUGGUCUGCGUUGUGAAUGAAUAAUUCCUGAGAAGUGAAGAAGAUUCAGUGACUUUGGGAGUUCUUUGAUGAACUUUGCUAAAUAAAAAGUAUUUAUAAUUUGUUAGAAAAUAUAUAUCCCUGGUUAAAAAUC